UUAUUCGCGUCUCACGGAGAGACGAAGCUAUCUCCAUAUUCUCCGGUGACGUUUCACGCAACCAAUCACAAAGCUAUAUAACCACAAACGAGCCGUCGGAACGAAGUUACCCGCGCGAGAAGUCUGUGUCGCAAUAUACCGCGCGGCGGCGGUAGGUUUCCGAGCGAGGUAUCGCGACUUGACAGCAAAUAACGGAGAACAUCGGCGGUCGUGCAUCCCGAUGCGACGAGAAUUCGAUUCGCGCAUACAAAGAUGUCUUUCGUCUUCACUGUCACGUUUGUGCGAUUGCGACCGCAGAGCUAUACGCAAACCGCAGCUCGAGAUAACUGCGACUCUCAUAUACCCCGACUGACGAUUCUCUCUCGCUCGUGUUUCGACGCGCCUAUAUCCACACCUCGCAAUUGCCCCCCAAUAUAGUUGGCCCGUUGACGUUUCCAAAGUUUUAGAAAGCGUUAAUUACGAACGACGGACUUGCUCGUUAACGUCCGCUCCAAGUUUGCUGCCGCCGAAGGAUUCGAAAACCAGAGUGAUUAUAACACAAAUUGGCUCGUCAGAGUCUCAAUGAUUAAACACGGUGUCUCAAUUAACAACAUAUAACUCGACGACUGGACAAAAAGAAAUAUAAUCGUGCAAUCUUAUCGACGAUACUCGAAUUGACGAGGAUAUAGUGCGUGAUAAUGCAAUACGCGCUCGAGAACGAUGCAACGAGAAGAUGGUUUCCGGAAUUGAGUGAAUAGUGAGGUGAGGGGAUUUCAAAGAUCACGACGCACGUUCUCCGAUGACAGCUUGUGACACCACGUGUUCGCAACGUCAUUUGAAGACGAAGACGUCGACAGGGGUGGUAACGCUGGCGCUACAAGACGAUCCAUAAUGCGUGUAACGCGUGUGCAAGCUGUGUCUGGCAGUGCAUCUCCAAUCAAGUGUUAAAGGAUUGACGGAUUCAGAGUGUCGUCUGAAAAUUGCACGAGCGAACGGAAUUAGGAUGGUUUGAAAUCGCCAGAAGAGACGUUUGUCAGUAUGUUGCGGAUAUUGAUAGUGGUAACGUGCAUCGAGAUAUCGACGCUCGCUAGUGCACAGUCAAAAGGAACUACUCUCUUCGACGACGAUGCGAACAGCGACGAACCCAAGCCUCCAAUACCUAUGGAGUCGGUUGUUGGGGUGGCGGGUCAGAGGACGAUACUGCCGUGUAACAUACAGCCCGACUCGAAUGACGCCGUCUCCAUGGUGCUCUGGUUCAAAGAGGACAGCGGCGAGCCUCUGUACAGUUACGACGCGAGGAGUCGACAGUUCGGAAAACCAAAGCUGUGGAGCGCCCCACACGUUUGGGGCUCCAGGGCGUCUUUUCGUUCGAACCCACCGGGGCAGCUGACUGUUCUAGAUCUCCAGCAGAGUGAUGAGGGUGUUUACAGGUGCAGGGUCGACUUCCGGAACUCGCCGACAAGAAACUUCAAAGUUAACCUCACCGUUAUCGUGCCACCAGCGAAGCCGAUAAUCUAUGAUGCGAAGAGGCGAGACAUGAGCAAACUUCUCGAGUCUUACCCGGAGGGAGCUGACUUGUUCCUAGUAUGCGAGGUGCACGGCGGAAAGCCUAAACCACAGGUCUCGUGGUAUCUGGAAUCGCAGAACAUUCAUGCGUCCACCGAGGUUCGAGAGACUCAAGGACCGGACGGCGAGACCAACGUCGUGACCGUCAGCAACGUGACUGUGAAGGCACUCACGAGGAGGCAUCAUCACGCCAAGCUGACCUGUCGCGCGAAUAACACUCAAUUAGCGACGCCGCCUAGCACCACUGUCGUCAUAGAGCUUAACAUGAAACCGCUCAAGGUGGAGAUUUUGGGGAAGGACCAGAUUCUAUCGGUGGGGAAGACAUAUGACGUGAAAUGUCAGAGCAUCGGCUCGAGGCCGCCGGCAGUCUUGUCCUGGUGGAAAUCCUCAAAGCAGCUGAAGGGACUGAAGAAAAACGAUGGCGUGAGUCUGCUGCAAUUCACGCCGACAGUAGAAGACGAAGGGAAGUUCUUGGUAUGUCGUGCCGAGAAUCCGAAACUGCCGGAAGCCGGUAUCGAGGAUCGAUGGAAGCUGAAAGUGCACUUCGCGCCCAUCGCCAGUCUGAAAAUGGGCUCCAGCUUGGAUCCGAGGAACAUCAGAGAGGGCAGCGAUGUGUACUUCGAGUGCAACGUCAGAGCGAAUCCCAGAUCGUAUAAACUGACCUGGUUCCACGGGGAGGAGGAGCUGCAUCACAACUCUAGCGCCGGUGUGGUGCUUUCGGACCACUCGCUGGUGCUACAGAGCAUAACUCGAGAGUCCGCCGGAGGGUACACCUGCAUGGCCACGAAUGUCGAGGGCCGCGCCAAGUCCAACGUAGUCAAUCUCGAGGUUAUGUUCGCGCCCAUCUGCAAGCACGUGCUGAACUCGGGUAGCGGCUGGAGGCAUCAAAACGCCACUCCGCCGCCGUACAACAUACCCGAAGAGGUGCACGGCGCCCUCAAGCACGAGACCAUAAGUUUAGUUUGCGAGGUCGAGGCCAACCCCACCACAGUGACCUUCCAUUGGACGUUCAACAGUAGCGGUGGCCUCAGCGAUGUUCCGUCCACCAAGUACACCAGCGACGGCACUACCAGCAGGCUUAAUUACACCCCGUCGACCGAUAUGGAUUACGGGGUUCUCGGCUGCUGGGCCAGCAACGACGUCGGUCCUUCCAAACAGCCCUGUCUCUACCAGGUCAUCGCCGCAGGCAGACCUUACCCAUUGCAGAAUUGCACCACCUACAAUCUGAACGGCUCCUUGGUGCGGAUAUCUUGCGUCGAGGGAUACGAUGGCGGUCUACCGCAGAAAUUCGUCGCCAUCGUCGGCAAGCGGCGUCUCGAAUCCUCGAUUCCUUCGUGGGAGUUUCCACUGCUCAAGCCGGCGAAGGUCGCUCUUUACGCGGUAAACGCGAAGGGCUCUAGCGAGCCGUACGCCAUUGAGGUCGCUUCGAAAGGGGUAGCCAAGUUCACAGGCGAAUCAACGUCGGUCGACAUGUCACCGAUCCUCAUUGGACUCGGGGGCACGGCCACCGGUCUCGGGUUAAUCGUGACCGGCGUUCUAAUGGCGCUCUGGAGGCGGCAUGCGGCCACCCCAACAAAGUCGAAGCCGCCGCAACAGCCGACCAUUGCGACUUUUGCUGGGAAGGGCGAGGAGGAGGAUGGCAAUCCCGACCUUAUACCUACGACAGCCUUGACCAAUCAUCUCACUGACAGAAAGCUUCCUCGUUACGGGUCCUUGCCGCGAAGACCACGUCAGCUGGAAGGACGCGAGAUGUCCCACGACGUCCUAGAAGAUUCAGAUUAUCCGAGAGCAUCGCCGAACACAUUUUACAGUCUCCAGAGGCCACACACGGAGUCGAUCAGCAGGAAUAUUCAGGAGAGCUGCAUUUAAGGAUCAAACAUACCGGCUAGAGUACAUUAAGAGAAGUGGACGACGGGUGAUCUAGACGGGGAUGGACUAGAAAGAUCCAGGCGUCCGCGCUGACAUCAAUUCUAGCUUCCGGGUCGUUGACCAUUGUUCAACAGGGUAGAGAUCCUUGGACCAUGGCUGAUGGAGAUUGGAGCGCGAAGGUGAAAGAAAAGGAGGAAAAGCCACACGCUUGCGCCACGUUUGCACGCGUUCAAGCGUACCGGAGAAACAUUUAUAUAACCAUUGAUUUUGAUUCACACAUUCUACGCCUCUUUGUAAAUAUUGUAUAUAAAUAAAACACAUCCAAUUUCGUGUUAUACACUUCCUUUUAUCUCCGUGUUACUCGCCCGUAACGAA
Molecule: messenger RNA, 3789 nt
Organism: Pseudomyrmex gracilis
Lineage: Eukaryota; Metazoa; Arthropoda; Insecta; Hymenoptera; Formicidae
Product: nephrin-like
Exons: 17
Coding region: 1018-3414 (798 amino acids)
Source: RefSeq, a predicted model, not a curated record